GUGAAGCAUUUGCCUCGCACGCUGCGCUGCACUCUGCCGUGCUCCGCUCGCUGCUCUGACUCUGCGAGUGAGGGGGAAUCUGACUGGAGGCUCAGCAUAGUGGGAGUCCCUCUCUGCCACACCGGGAGUGCCUUUGGAAGGAGGUGGUGGUGGGGGGGGGUUUGCAGAGAGAGGAGGCUCAGUCAAGCAGUGAUGGAUGGAGAGAAAGCAAGACAGGAGGAGGCAGAGAGCAGUUUUCAGCCCUUCUGAAUCUUUCAUUAGGGAGAUCCUCCAACAUCAAGCUGCCUUGAUGGACUGAGGCUGAGGAGCUGGUACUGGGUUGUGUGCGUUCAGCAGGAACCAACUGUGUCCGAGAGACAGAGGGACACAGGGACACGGGGAGUGAUAGAGCGCUGCCGGGGUGUGCACCUAACAGACAGCAGAACCAGAAGGGCGAUGGAAGAGGAGCAGUGUUGAGAAGAGGAAUUCUCCUGUCUUGGAAGGAGCUGAGCGUGACCCUGCUGUGGGUUAAGCUCCACCGAGAGCCUCUGGUGAACAGAGGACGAUCAGGAAAUCACGGUGUAUGAGCCGAAAGAAAAGAGAGGGAGAGGGCACGACUGCCGGCUGGAUAAUCCCUAAACCCCUGAAGAACGGGGGGAUAGGGGGGAAGACGGAGGGUAUACACGAACACCGAAGAGAGAAGGAAGGAUUUAGCCGUGCAUGACCGACUGGUGGGACCAAAUUUGACCGAGAAACUAAGUCCGCCUCACCGAGCUGAACCCACGGCCUGCAGAGAUGUCGUCCAAUGAGCUGAGCGUCGAGAUGGACUCCUGCAUCCGGACGUUCAAGGAGCACAUGCACCUGGAGCUGGAGCCUCCCAAGAUGCCGGGCGUGGGGGGAGGGAAGAGGGGCGCCACGUCCCCGAAGCUGUCGCCGAGAAGCUCCCCGCGACUCUUCCGCAAGCUCAUGGUCAACAAGAGCAUCCGACAGAGGCGACGCUUCACUGUGGCUCAUACCUGUUUCGAUGUGGAGAAUGGCCCGUCUGCCGGCUGCAGCCCCCUGGACCCCCAGGCCUCCCCCGGCUCGGGUCUGGUCCUCCACACCAACUUCCCCGGUCACAACCAGCGGCGAGAGUCCUUCCUCUACCGCUCCGACAGCGACUAUGACCUGUCACCAAAGUCCAUGUCACGAAACUCCUCCAUCGCCUCUGAACUACAUGGUGACGACCUGAUCGUUACACCUUUUGCUCAGGUUCUGGCAAGCCUUCGAAGUGUUAGGAAUAACUUCACUGUGUUGACCAAUGUCCAGUGUGCCUCCAGCAAAAGAUCUCCGGCAGCGUCUCAGCCUCCGAUCACCAGAGUUUGUCUCCCAGAUGAGGCGUACCAGAAGCUGGCCACGGAGACGAUGGAGGAGUUGGACUGGUGUCUGGACCAGCUGGAGACCAUCCAGACCUACCGCUCCGUCAGCGACAUGGCCUCUAACAAGUUCAAGAGAAUGUUGAAUCGGGAGUUGACGCACCUAUCUGAGAUGAGUCGGUCUGGGAAUCAGGUGUCCGAAUUCAUCUCCAACACCUUCCUAGAGAAACAGAAUGAUGUGGAGAUCCCGUCGCCGACGUCCAAGACACGAGAGAAGAAGAAGCAGCAGAAGCAGCAGCUGAUGACACAGAUCAGCGGGGUCAAGAAGGUCUCCCACGGGCCCUCGCUCUCCACCAGCAGCAUCUCUCGCUUCGGCGUCAAGACGGAUAAAGAGGAGCUGCUGUCCAAGGAGCUGGAGGAUCUGAACAAGUGGGGCCUGAACAUCUUCACCGUCUCAGAGUUCUCCAACAGCCGACCUCUGACCUGCAUCAUGUACGCCAUCUUCCAGGAGCGAGACAUGUUAAAAACCUUCCAGAUCCCGGUGGACACGUUCGUGGCGUACAUGAUGACAUUGGAAGACCACUACCAUUCAGACGUGGCGUACCACAACAGCCUACACGCUGCUGACGUGGCCCAAUCCACCCACAUCCUCCUGUCGACUCCAGCCCUGGAUGCGGUCUUCACAGAUCUUGAGAUCCUAGCAGCCAUCUUCGCUGCAGCCAUCCACGAUGUUGACCAUCCUGGAGUUUCAAACCAAUUCCUUAUCAACACCAACUCCGAGCUGGCGUUGAUGUACAACGACGAGUCUGUGCUGGAGAACCAUCACUUGGCCGUGGGAUUCAAGCUGCUACAGGAGGACAACUGUGACAUCUUCCAGAACAUCCCUAAGAAGCAGAGACAGUCUCUACGCAAGAUGGUCAUCGACAUGGUCUUGGCCACUGACAUGUCCAAACACAUGAGUCUGCUGGCUGAUCUGAAGACGAUGGUGGAGACCAAGAAGGUGACGAGCUCUGGAGUGCUACUGCUGGACAAUUAUACCGACAGGAUACAGGUGCUACGUAACAUGGUGCACUGUGCAGACCUGAGUAACCCCACUAAGUCCCUGGAGCUGUAUCGUCAGUGGACCGAUCGGAUAAUGGAGGAGUUCUUCCACCAGGGAGACAGAGAGAGGGAGAGGGGGAUAGAGAUCAGCCCCAUGUGUGAUAAACACACAGCCUCGGUGGAAAAGAGCCAGGUGGGUUUCAUUGACUACAUCGUGCACCCUCUGUGGGAGACCUGGGCUGAUCUGGUCCACCCGGACGCCCAGGACAUUCUGGACACUCUGGAAGACAACAGAAACUGGUACCAGAGCAUGAUCCCCCAGAGUCCCUCCCCUCCCUUCUACGACCAGGUCUCGCACGGACACAGCGGAGGCACCGGAGGGCAGGGGGGCGGGGAGAAGUUUCAGUUUGAGCUGACCUUGGAGGAGGAGGACUUGGAUGGAAUAGAGAAAGACGGCGAAGGGGACGAGGAGGAGGAGGAGGAAGGCGAAGAAGAAGAAGAAGACUUAGAAGAGGAGGAGGAUAGUGUGGGAUCUCCUCCCCUGGACUUUUUGGACAGUCAGGAGCACGAGGGGGGCCGAAUGAUUGAGCCCACGUCAGCAAUAGAAAUCGUGACACAUGAGGCGUCGCCCACAGAUACAUAGGGUUUCCAGCAUCAUCCUCACGUGGUGAUUUGAAAGUUUUUUGGAAGAAAAGAGGGGAAAUCCUCUUGCAGCUGUGCUUUUUAACAAGCCCACAGAGGCAAGGGCUUGGUUUUGGCCCGCACACGGGCGUCUUGCACUUGGGUGUUUGAAGCCAGACGUGGACGGACAGUUUCAGUGAAGCGGCUUCAGAGUUCUCAGGAAAUAAUUGCUGCGAACAUUUAGUCCUGGUGGACAGACGAGACUGGGGGGUUGGAACUUGAAGGAUUUCGGCCAGUUUGGGAAAUGGUUACUUAAAUUUUCUGGACUGGCAUUAUGAAAAUGGACAAUGACACUACUGAGAGAAGUUUUGUACCUUAAGACUUUUUUACAGAUAUGAUCUAGAAGUAGCAUAGAGUCAAGAUCUACAGAUGGAGACACGUUUGUAUAGCAAGAGAAAGUGUUUACUUUUUUCCUGUACCAUUUGUCAAAGGACUUUUGUGUGCCUUUUUUACUAUUGUCUUUAUAAUAGUUUUUUAUUUAUUGAACACUCUAGUAUGUCUGUGAAAUAUUUUUUUUUUUCUUAUCUGAAAGAGCAAAAUCUUUUUUGUAUGUUUAAAAAAGAGAACAGUCUUCCAUGUAUUGGGCAAUAGAGAAAUCCAAACAAACGUCGACAAACAACUCUCGGACAAACUCAUCUAAAUAGGGAAACCUGAACAUUCACAUAUUCAACGCACAUUUUUUUAUCAUUUCUGUUUUUCGAACUGAGCACAACGUGUUCUUUGCGUUCGUUACACACACUCGAGGUUCAUGUUACAGUCGGGUGAAUGUCACAGUCACACUGAAAUACAUUAGGGUCUAUUUUCAUGCUUCACACGUCUUUCCUUCUUUCUUUGUACCUGUCUGCAAACCAUUUGUACUUCCCAUAUUUUCACACCGAAUCUAUUCAGAUGCAACACACUCGCUCGGUCAGGAUAUGAAAACAUUUGCUUAAAAUCAUACGAUAAGAUAUUCCUGCAAAAUUCUCAUUAAUGGGAUAUUUUAUUCGUACGAUUUUAGCUUUUUGUUGUGUUGGUGUGGACGUGAGAACGACUAGAAAGAAACCGCUCACAACGACCACCUGCUCAGAUGCAGGAUAAAAAUCCAAAAUGAAGUCUGCCAAGGACAAAAUGCACAACAGCGGUGGAUCUAUUUUUAGCCCACAGGUAUGCUGCAGUCUUAAUAAUCCUGUUAGUUGGAAUGGGUCCUGACCCCCAGACCCAUGUGAUGUAACCCCCCCUCCCCCCUGCUGUCCAGCCCAGAUCAGAUGAUGGAAGGUGCUCUUACAGUCGCCUGUCUGAAAGCCACUCUCACACCCUAAUCAACACCGUGAUAUACAAACCCCCCCGGGCUCCAUUGACACGACCCCAAAAAACAAUCAGGCGGGCUAUUUCUUCCUCGGGAUACAAAUCCCUCGAGUGCCGCUUCUGCUCAUUGACGUCACUUUAAUUAUUUCCGUCUCCACGGUAUCAGGUUCCCGGGGACGGUGGAGUUAUUGGGAUUUGACACAGGUUGUACCGCUGGAAUCAGCGUGGCAGACAGAAUAAUUAGAUGCUCUACUUUUUCAAACCAAACCAAACAACGGCUCUGUUUGAUUCCCUCACUGAUGCAUUAAGGGAAAAUGGGUUGAAUAAUGGUUUGCAGACAUUUCUACUCCUGUGGCUUCCGUGACUGAAUUUUCUGGAUGUUCCAGUUGCAUUUUGUAAUCGCGUCUCUCCAUGUUCAUGUUGGUUUACUGACUCAAAAGGUACUUCAUCUAGUUUCACUCCAGCAUGCUUAAGUGGCAAUUGUUUGUGUGCAGUUUGUACGUGCGGAUGGUUUUGUAUGUGUGUGUGUGUGUGUUUGGAUGUGCUGACUUUGUCACCAGGCCUUACCCCCUAUCACUCCACACCUUUGUCGCUACUGUUUGUCGCUAGGAGCUCAAGUUGGUCCUUUUUGCUGUUUAUAACAGUGUGUAUUUAUUCUAUACUUUAAGCUUGUAAAUAAGAAAUACUGGUUCAGUGUAAAAUCUAUUUUAAUUUAUAUGCACUUGCAUUACCUGGAAGUGGUGGUGUCUAAUGUGUAGAAGACUCUGGAUUAGAGUCUUUUUAUAGAUGUAUUAUAUAUUGAUAUAUAUUGUUUUCACACACACACACACACACACACACACACACACACACACACAUAUAUAGAUAUAGAUAUAUCUAUAUCUAUAUCUAUAUAUUAUUGCCCAGCAGAGCAGCAGCUAAACAGACAUGUUGUUGUUGUCACAUGAGAACCUUGUAACUCUAACUCUAUAUUUUAUUUUUACAUAAAAGUACCGUCACACACAAAGUGAAUAACUUCAUAAUAACAUUAUGCAUGAAUAUUAAACCAAAAAGAUUAUUACUUUAGCAUCGUUUUUAAAUAUUUUUUUUAUUAUUUAUCCGAAAAUUUACGUUUCUCUCCGUUAAAUUUCUGGAAAAUAAGUUUCAUUCAUUAAAAUGUCUUUAAUUUUUAUGAUUGCAAACUAUUUUAGAUCAACAGAGUUUUUGAUAGUGCAAGGUUUUCAUGUGACGGCAGCAUCUGGGUAACCCGGAGGCAACAUAGAGGACAUUAUAACAGCAUAGGCUUGGAUAUAGGACACAUAAAAGCUAGCUAAGGAACACAGAAGUUUAGUCAGUGCUCAGUAUCAAAGUGUAGAAGUGGCUGAUUAUCUCCCAGCGGCUCGUCGCAGCCUUCGCUUCUUCAUCCAGCGUUUGAACGUAGAUCGCUGAUAUGAGGCCUGACACAGACUCGACUGACAAACACGAAGCGAUUGUCUCCUUUCACACUCGACACACUUCAUGUAAAAGUAGAUAAGACGGGGACGGUAUUGGUAGCAUGCUACAAUACGCCCAGCACAGACGUGACUCGUUCUGAAUUAACAACAAAACAUGAUCUUAUGUAACUGAUUGUGCUAAUGUGUGAACUCUUUCUGACCAAACUUGUUAGCAGUUUUGAAAUUCAAAAUUUGUCAGUAUUAACAUUGUUUAUCUAUGUUCAAGCUUUUUUUUUUUUUUGGUCCUAGUUGUGUCCAAAUGGUUAGCCAGAUUUAGCACUAUCUGCAUGAGAGGUGGGGUUUUUUAAUUGUCAAUAAUAUGUUCAAGUCCGCCAGUUAUUGCCGGUGGGUUAUUAAAUGUUUCACACAAUGUAUGGUAUUAUAUUGUAUAUUGUGUUCAAAAAUAAAUCUGAAAUACUUUUUCUAUGAAGUGAUUAAAAGCAAAGCAUGAAUAUA
This is a messenger RNA of Hippoglossus stenolepis (Pacific halibut), 6268 nucleotides long. It is a transcript of the gene pde4ba, whose product is annotated as phosphodiesterase 4B, cAMP-specific a. Gene Ontology annotation, molecular function: transmembrane transporter binding; 3',5'-cyclic-AMP phosphodiesterase activity. Gene Ontology annotation, cellular component: cytosol; perinuclear region of cytoplasm; nucleus. Lineage: Eukaryota; Metazoa; Chordata; Actinopteri; Pleuronectiformes; Pleuronectidae. Bases 775 to 3018 code for a protein of 747 amino acids. The record is from RefSeq and is a predicted model, not a curated record. Gene Ontology annotation, biological process: signal transduction. The transcript is spliced from 15 exons.